UAGAGGCCAGUUGCAUAGAACUAUUGACGCAGCAUACAUAAAUAGAUGCAGACUUGUGCUCAGGUACCGAAUUCUCUGUUCCUCGGGUGUUUUUGAUUCAUUCAUUAAUGCCAAUCGCUAACGCACGUUAAUUAAUUAGAACGGAACUGAACGGUCCAGUAGUUACAGGAACGAUGACAAACAGCUUCCAUCAAUCCAUAUGUCCUACGUACAAUAUAUUUGUUGUCGUUUACUUGGCCGCUUCUAAUUGUGUCAAUUUUGUAGGUUACUUCUUGUCUUGGUGAAUUUGCAGUUCCAGUUUGCAUGCACAAGUGAGAUCGUCCCACCACUGCAAACUAACUCUCGUUAUAUCCUAGACAGCACAAACCGUCCUGUCCGUCUGGCUUGCGUAAACUGGUAUGGGGCAGAAGAGAAGGACUACGUUGUAGGAGGUCUCCACAAACAAUCCAUCUCUUCUAUUUCUCGACUCCUAAAGACCUAUGGCUUUAACUGUGUGCGCCUUCCCGUCUCCCUGGAGCUUAUCCUCCAUAAUCCAGUUAUACCACAUUAUGCAGUCACAGCAGAGGCGAGUCUCCAAGGAGCUAGAGGCCUUGAUGGCUGGAUGCAGUCAUUAAGAGUCUUUCCAGUCAAAAACUUGUCGUUAUAUUAGACAAUCAUAUGAGUAAAGCAGAUUGGUGUUGCAGUGGAAAUGAUGGCAAUGGAUUGUGGUACACCAGCAACUACAGUGAAGAAGAUUGGAUUCAAGGUCUAAAAACACUAGUCACCAGAUACAACAAGACAAAAAACGUGGUGGGUGUUGAUCUGAGAAACGAACUCCGACAGACAGUUGUUAAUGGAAAACGCCUAAGCCCAACUUGGGGUAACGAACACAAUACAACAGACAGGCAUGCCACAGCAGAACGAUGUGCCAAAGAACUUCUAGCUGUCAAUUCGAAUCUCCUCAUGUUCAUAGAAGGCCUCGACUAUGCCUCAGACCUGACAGGUGUGGUACACCACCAAGUUCAACUUAGUGCGACCAAUCGUGUCGUAUACAAUGUUUAUGACUACAGUUGGUUUCACCAAGGUCACUCAUACAAAGAAUUCAAAUCAGAAAUCAACAAAAGAUGAGGUUAUCUUGUUGACACACACCCUCUAUGGCUGGGAGAAUUCGGAACGUGCAACACCAAUCCAUCCUGCAACAUGGAUUCUAAACAUGCAGGUAGUCUGCCUUCAAGAAACAAACAAGAAAUCGCCAACAACAUUGACGAAGUCGGUACAGCGUGAGAGAAGAGUCAACCUGUUCUCCCAACAGCAGAAACUUGGUGGUCUCAUAUACACCGUUACCUCAGUGAGACUGGGAUAGGGUAGAGUUAUUGGGCCAUUGAUGGCACACAGUCAACAGAGACAGGACGAAGAUUAGGUGCUGUUGAGACUUUUGGUAUUCUUAAUAGCAGCUGGAGUGGGCCAUCAGCAGAUGGCCUACUAAAAUCUCUUCAGAAGUUAAUGAAAUGAAAAUGGACUAAAUAAAUUGUAAUGAAGAUGGUUACUGCCUUUAGUAGCUAAUAAUUCCUCAUUUUAAUGUUAGCCAAACAACUCCUUAUGAGUUGGCAUGAUUUGCAUAAGCCAUUCAGGUACAUCUAUUGUCACUGUAACACCUCUGUAAGCUA
Messenger RNA from Corticium candelabrum, 1646 nucleotides. Its product is annotated as endoglucanase-like. Gene Ontology annotation, molecular function: hydrolase activity, hydrolyzing O-glycosyl compounds. The transcript is spliced from 3 exons. Lineage: Eukaryota; Metazoa; Porifera; Homoscleromorpha; Homosclerophorida; Plakinidae. The record is from RefSeq and is a predicted model, not a curated record. The coding region runs from base 658 to 1107 and encodes 149 amino acids.